GGAGCCUGUCGCCAAACGCGGUAACCGUGGCUACUGGUCCGUCCGCUGAUCCGCUUCGGCCAGAUGCGGAGUGAUGUGAGCUCCGGGGAAAGGCGCGCCAACUCGUGACGCUUCCAUUGUCCGCGAGAUGCCGGAGUGUUUGCAGGCUGCACUCGCAAGAGGAUGCAUCCGACGGUAACUGCGCAGGGAUGCCUCCGCUGAACGUGGACAAACAGGGCGUCUGUUACGGUGAUGAAGACUUCCUUUCCUUUUUGUUGUGAACACCGGGCCACACGCAGAAUCGUUGCAACGUUCGCCAUGGUCACCGUGCGCGCUCGUCUCAGCCGUUCCCGUGAAGAACAUUGCGCAAUGCAGUGAAAACGGGAUAUCGUGUUGUGGAUUGUCUGAUUCGUGGUGAGUGUUUUACCUAAUGAGCCGCUCUUCGACUGGGCACCACGUCCCCGGUGGAGGCUAGACACAUCCAGCAGAGAGUCGGUCCACAGUCAAUGUAAGGAGCGUUGUCCAGUGGUGAGAGCCACUCUCCGAGGGUACAGAUGAGAGGCAAACAAUACCAUCAAACACUGAAGUUGACAGCGCCUUGGGAGAAGGAUGCUGGCUUUGGGAGGAAGCUUAAAACCUACAGGAAUCAUACCAAGAUAAUAGCGCAGCCUGGGAUCGUGAUGAAAGUCCUCCGCAGGAAGAGGAUUGUGUUAUUCAUGGCCUACUUCUUGCUGCUGGUCCUCACCAUGCUCAACUUGGCUAAUUAUAAAUGGACUAAAGAGCCUCAGCAGUGUAAUCAUCAGAUGAGGAGCACCACGUAUCAAAGCAGAUCGGACAUUCGCUUCCUCUACAGGCCUUCUUUGCCCAAAAAGAGACAGCUCAUCUAUGUUCUGACCACCUGGAGGUCGGGCUCGUCCUUUUUCGGCGAGCUUUUUAACCAAAACCCUGAAGUGUUCUUCUUGUAUGAGCCGAUGUGGCACAUCUGGCAAAAACUGUACCCGGGCGACGCCGUGUCUUUACAAGGGGCGGCUAGGGACAUGCUUAGCUCCUUGUACCGCUGUGAUCUGUCUGUUUUUCAACUUUACAACAGCCCCGGGGGCAAGAAUUUCACCUCCCUGGGACUAUUUGGGGCCACCCUCAAUAAAGUGGUGUGCUCCUACCCCCUCUGCUCGGCCUACAGGAAAGAGGUGGUGGGGUUGGUGGAUGAUAAGGUGUGUAAAAAGUGCCCCCCUCAAAGCCUUAGACUGUUGGAGGAGGAGUGCCUCAAAUACAGCACCAUCGUCAUUAAAGGGGUACGCAUUUUGGACGCUAACGUGUUGGCCCCACUCAUGGAGGAUCCAUCCUUGGAUUUGAAGGUGAUACACCUGGUCAGAGACCCGCGGGCAGUGGCCAACUCCCGGAUCAAAUCCAGACACGGCCUGAUAAGGGAGAAUCUACAGGUGUUCCGCAGCAGGGAUCCUAAACUCCGCCGGGUCCCUUUUGUGGAUCCCGGUCACAAAGGCAACAAGAAGGACGGCGCCGACUACCACUCCAUCGGAGCCAUGGAGGUGAUCUGUGACCGCACCUCCAGGACUUUGAGGACUGCCUUAAACCCACCCAGCUGGCUGAAGGGAAAGUACAUGGCAGUGCGGUACGAGGACCUGGUGGAGAACCCAGUUAAGACCCUGAGGAACAUCUACCGCUUUGCCAACCUCACCACCAACCACGACAUCGAGUUGUUUGCACUGAACAUGACCAGUGGCUCCAGCUCCUCCUCGAAGCCGUUCAUCGUCUCGUCCAGGAAUGCCACACAGGCUGCGACUGCAUGGAGAACAGUGCUCAGCAUUCAACAGAUCAAACAAGUGGAGGACUACUGUCACCACGCCAUGUCGGUGUUGGGGUACGAAAGAGUCAGAACAGCCAGGGAGGCUAAGGACUUGAGCAAAUCGCUACUGACAUACUCCAAACUGUGACAACUUAGUCUCCACCAAAGACCUUUUAAUUUAAUGUUCAUUUAGCAUCUAGUGCCGUUUCCUCUUAUUGUGGAAGUAAAGCUUUCCUUUAACUCAGUGUUGGAGGAGCUCUACUGGCCACAUUUGGAAUGUAUCAUGUUUCUCUCUGUUGUGGUAUUUGAAAGGACCACUUCUUUUAUACUGGAAUAUUGGAUGUGUUCGACAAUGUAAGGCCUGUGAACAAUGACUUAAUUAGUGAAGCUGCAACAAUGGAGAAAAAAACAAUGACAACUGUAUAAUUCAUGUAUCUCUUUAUUAUGACGCUUCAAAGUGAAUAUUUUUUAAGGGUAUUUUUGAAUGUUCAAAACCGUACAAAAAAAAAAUCUGUUUUUUUUCUCCAGUCUCCAUACUGUCUGUAAAAGUGAAAAUAGUUGAUGACAGAAAAACAAUGAACUGAUUAAAAAAAAAGAAAAGAAGAAGAAGCUCAUUGCUAAUGUAUAUUUGUAAAAUCCGGUUGAAGUCAGAGACAAUCAAUACAUUGGUGUGUUGAUGUGCCAUAGGUAGAGGUGUGAUUCAUAGGCUACAUCAGAACAGCAGUAAUGCUCUUUAUAGAUUUUUAAAAAAGGAGGAUGUUUUGAUUUCUGUCACCAAAUCCUCGUAGGAUGAUAUCAUGCACUGUGGACACUGAUGUCACGGCUCCGGAGCCGGGGAGUCUCUCGGCGUCAGUGUUCUGCCAUUUCAGCCUGCUCUUAUAAAAACACAUGAUCUGGGAUGUAUUGCUUUGUGUCAAGUUAUGCUAUUAACAUGUAUAUAUUUUUGUAUUAUUAUUAGGGUUUGUAAUCAUUCUGUCCUUUAUAGAUGCGAGGCGCUUCACAGCAUCCCUCGGUUUACUGCAUUCUGCAUCGCUGCCUUGCCUCACCAUUUGAGAACCAUUGUGCUGGAACAGCUUCACACUUGUUUUGCUAUUCUCUAUAACUUGAAAGGUGCCUUGUGGAGUUUCUGUUUGCAUCCAGGGUUUCUCACCCAAACACACCACGUGUUUCUUUGAGGUCUAAGUAACACGUUGAGCGCAUUUCCUUCCUUAUAAAAAAAUUGCAACGCUCGUAUGAAAGCUGCAUAGUCACCAUCAAGGUUUCCCUUUACCUCUUCUGCCCAUUACCAUUGCUGUAAACCGGUAUUGGUGAAACACUCUACAGGGUACCUUUUAAGUAUGCGUCAUACAAAUGUUAUUCAUUAUCAGAAUUACUGUAAUUAGUCAUUAUAGUUACUUCAGAACUUAAACUUUGUUACAACACAGCCUUAUGGAGGUCAGAGAAUGGUCUCAAAAGAGGAAAUACUUUAAUAUCAAAUCACUUCAAUACAUAGAUACAAGUUGAAGGGACACUUAAACUACAACAAAGCUGCAUUUCCACUUCAACUCCAUCUAGCUUUUCUUUAGAGAUUUGAUCUCACUUCAGUGAAACAGCUCAGUCAAAUGUGGUUUGUGAUGCUCAAAAAGCCCAAAAGUGUACAUUGUUUCUUUCUCAACAAGGUUCCACAGAAACGUGGUGAGCCCUUGCGAGAAGCAUCUUUCCCCUGCACAGAGAUACCUGCUGUGGCUGGUGGGCGUACUUCAAUGCGUACUUCAAUGAGUACUUCUCAAUGAAAAAAUAAAAUAAAUGUUUUAUUCUCA
Molecule: messenger RNA, 3582 nt
Organism: Pseudoliparis swirei
Lineage: Eukaryota; Metazoa; Chordata; Actinopteri; Perciformes; Liparidae
Gene: chst2b
Product: carbohydrate (N-acetylglucosamine-6-O) sulfotransferase 2b
Exons: 1
Coding region: 534-1931 (465 amino acids)
Biological process (GO): sulfur compound metabolic process; carbohydrate metabolic process; N-acetylglucosamine metabolic process
Cellular component (GO): Golgi membrane
Molecular function (GO): N-acetylglucosamine 6-O-sulfotransferase activity
Source: RefSeq, a predicted model, not a curated record